AUGAUCCAGCAAGCUACGGCGCCCUUCCCUAAUGAGGAUAGCAUCCUGGAUAAGCUCACAGAUCAGGCCAUGCCGGCUGAUGAUGCUCUCCUGCUGGCUGACGAGCUUUCCUGCGCUAUGCUGGACACGCUACAUCCGCACCUCGAUCUCAUCUCCCGAAAAUCCAGUUCAAAUAUCGAUGCUCUCCACGUUCACCUUCGUAAGCGACGCGCCGUCACAAUUGCUGAACAAGCCCGCCUCCACCUCGUCUGGCAUUUUGACGCAGUCUACCUGAAGCCACUCCCGGUUUGUCUCCUUAGCUCCGACUUCUGGGAGCUCCAUCUGCCGCCUGGUAGCCACACCCGGCCCCGGGCACUCGGCUUCAUGCGGACCUACGCUUACCUCAUCCGCCACCGAUCCGACUUCCAAAUCGCCCAGAGGGAGGAUCUGAUCCCGCCGUCAGGGAAACUCCUACACGGGGAAUUCGAGGCCUUUAUUCGAUAUUUCCGCAGUAUCCCGGAUGAUCAGGUGUCACCUCGGUGGGAGUUUGGCCAGCUCCGUCUGAGCUGGUUGGACUGGGCUGUCAGAAUAUUCCAACCGAAAGUCCCGGGGAUAGAAGGGCCCAUGCUGAGAAGACUGUUCUAUGAGGAGCCCUACCAGCAGACGGGGCAGUUCGUUAGGGAAUUCGGAGCUCCGCUUCUCUUCAUCUUCGCAGGGUUGUCUUUAAUUCUGUCAGCGAUGCAGGUCAUCCUAGCGGCACGGCCCGACGACCCUUGGCCAGGGUUUCCAUUGGUUAGUGCUGGGUUCUCGGUGGCUAUCAUUGUCUUGCUGGUUGCUAUCAUCUUUGUUCUGCUAGUCGUGGUGGGAGUGGUGUUGACCCUUCAAUUGGGGUUUGCACUGAGAGCUCGAAAGAAACGAGGGAAUCAGGUACUUGGGUAA
Molecule: messenger RNA, 918 nt
Organism: Fusarium sp. VM40
Lineage: Eukaryota; Fungi; Ascomycota; Sordariomycetes; Hypocreales; Nectriaceae
Source: the annotation of a GenBank genome assembly